GAUAGCAGAAAAGACAAGGAGAGAGAAAGAGGAGGAGGGUAGUUUCUUGCAGCCUGAGCAUUUGGCUGAAGGGUGGAGACUCAGAGCAGCAGUGAGGAGGGAGGCAGGGAGGAUCUCAGCUGGAGCAGAGAGAGAGAGGGAGAGGCAUACAGAGAGGAGUGUGUGUGGAUGAACUCGCCUGCCUCGCUGACUGACUGACUGUGUGUGUUUGUGUGUGACAGAAAGAGAGAAGGACGCGUGGAUACUACUCCACAGGACUGGAUGUGUUUGGCGUCACGGAAAGAGACCACACAUACAACCAAAAAAAAAGAGAGUUGGGCGGACACAAAGUGCUGACUGAACUGCAGGCAGACACCAGGGCAGAGUGUGGAGGAGUAAGCAGACAAGGCAGAGCACACGAGACCUGACAGACAGCGCCCAUGGCGAGCAAUAACACGGCCAGCAUCGCACAAGCCAGGAAGCUGGUGGAGCAGCUGAAGAUGGAGGCCAACAUCGACAGGAUAAAGGUGUCAAAAGCAGCGGCAGACUUAAUGUCAUACUGCGAAGCCCACGCCAAAGAGGACCCUCUGUUAUCGCCAGUGCCAGCAUCAGAGAACCCGUUCAGGGAGAAGAAGUUCUUCUGUGCCAUCCUGUAAACUCGGCAUGGCCCCUCAGCCGUCCGCUCAGAGUGGGACUUUGAACGUGGACGUUCAAAAUAAGUAGAAAUCUUCUAGUAGGAGGGCGCUGCAAUUUAUUGCCCCUCUUGUUCUCGAACGGCACCUAAAGCGUGCACAAAUUAAAACCCACAGAGUUUACAUGUAACCAUUAAAGGGGGUUGUGAUUGUGAUUUUUUGAGGGGUGUUGCAGCAUGUUGAAGGGGUCUGUGCUUUUAGAUGACACGAAACGGAUGAUGAUGAGUGUGAUGAUGAGACGUGACGGACAACCAGUCAACCUUCCGAGUCUUCAGGUUGUGAUGUGUACAAAACAAAAAAAAUAGAUAAAAUGAGAAUAAAAAUAUUUUGUGGUUCUUUUUGGGACUUCCUGUUAAAUGGUUUGUUGGUGGGUCGAGCGCCGUAGGACAGCAAAUUAAAAAAUACGCCUACCACUAGACGCCACCUGAUUAUUGGAAUGUUUUUUUAAGUUGUUUUAUGUUUAUUUCAACUUUACCUAUCACCUAGAUAUCUUUCUAUAUCUGUACGUGAAACAGCUCUUUUUUGUUUUUACACCAACAGGUUAGUGAAAGCUUUUUUAACAGGAUGUUUGAAACAUUCGACUCUUCUGUGAUUCUUCUUCACAAAAUACCUGUCUGAAAAUCAGUCUCUGUGUAUCGACAUCUAUCUGGCAAAUGUGAUGCAGUUUGUCUCCUUCAGAUACAAAACCCUCUUUCUACUGUUUGUAUAAAAUGACUAGCAAGUAAACUGUGCUGUGCUGUGAGUUCUGAAUGUUUGUGUUUGUAUCAUUAACUAUUGCAUGAAACGGACUUCUCUAUUUCUUUUCUUGUGGAGAUUGUAUGAAACGGGGCGGCCUCCAUCUGGAAGUGCCAAAACAUAUUAAAAAGAAGAAUGAUUCAA
Centropristis striata (black sea bass) is the source of this 1550-nucleotide messenger RNA. Its product is annotated as guanine nucleotide-binding protein G(I)/G(S)/G(O) subunit gamma-2. Gene Ontology annotation, molecular function: G-protein beta-subunit binding. The coding region runs from base 420 to 635 and encodes 71 amino acids. The record is from RefSeq and is a predicted model, not a curated record. The transcript has 4 exons. Gene Ontology annotation, biological process: G protein-coupled receptor signaling pathway. Lineage: Eukaryota; Metazoa; Chordata; Actinopteri; Perciformes; Serranidae. Gene Ontology annotation, cellular component: heterotrimeric G-protein complex.